AUGGGUCAUCGUAGAUUUUUAAAAGAUGACCACCCAUGGCGAUUUAAUAAAAGAUCGUUUAAUGGUGACAUUGAGCUUGGAAGAGAACCGAUAUCAUUGUCUGGGACUGAAAUUAUAGAUGAAUUAUCUGAUUUUGUCAAUGAAUUUGGAAAAAAGCAAAAGAAAAAAGCAAAUAGAAAUUGUCCGUGGAAGAAAAGGUCAGUAUUUUUUGAUUUACCUUAUUGGGAGCAUAAUAGAUGUCGUCACAUGCUAGAUUUAAUGCAUAUUGAGAAGAAUGUUUGUGACAAUAUUGUUGGCACAUUGUUAGACAUUCCAGGAAAGACGAAGGAUCAUGUUAAAGCUCGCUUUGACUUACAACAAAUGGGCAUAAGACGAGAUCUUCAUCCUGUGCAGUCGGCUGAUGGUCGUCGUGUUACAUUUGCGAAAGCUUGCUUUUCUAUGACAUCACAGGAAAAAGAAAUGUUUUGCAAAGUGUUGGCGGAUGCAAAAGUGCCUCAUGGUUGUGCAUCAAAUAUCUCAAGAUGUGUAAAUUUGAGGGAGAAGAAAAUAUCUGGGUAUAAGACUCAUGAUGCGCAUUUUCUCAUGCAAUAUUUACUUCAAGUUGCAUUAAGAAGAAGUUUGCCUAGGAGUGUUGCUAUUCCGCUCAUCAGAUUAGGUGCUUUCUUCAAGGGUUUAUGCAGCAAAGUUCUCAAGCCAGUUGAACUUAAAUCCUUGCAGUCUGAGAUCGUAGAGAUACUUUGUCAACUUGAGAAAAUAUUUCCACCAUGUUUCUUUGACAUCAUGGUUCAUCUUCCUGUUCAUUUAGUUCAACAAAUUUUGGAUUGUGGGCCAAUCAACUACUUCUGGAUGUACCCAACAGAGAGAUAUCUUUGUAGAUUAAAGUCAUAUGUGCGUAAUAGAAGUGCUCCUGAAGGCUCCAUAGCAGAAGGAUAUUUAGCUGAAGAGUCCCUAACUUUUUGCUCAUUAUAUAUGCAUGAUGGUGUCAAGACAAGAUUUAAUAGAUACACAAGUAUGUAUGAGAGAGUUGAUGUUGCAGAAGAGACAUCGCCAAUUUUUCCUAAGAUAGGUCAUCCAUUGGGAGGAAAGAGGAAAAGAAAGGGCAAAGCAUUUACAUUAGAUAAUGUUGACUGGGUUAAUGCACAUCGAUAUGCCUUGUACAAUUGUGAUAACAAUGAAGUUGAUAGUUAUAUACGUGAACAUAAACUUUUGAUUGAGAACCAGUCAAGAAAAAGAGGCAGAACAAAUAAAUGGACGGGAGCUCAAAAGCACAGCAAGGACUUCACUGACUGGUUUAAAACUAGAGUAUCUGAGUUGGAAUCAGCGCCUGAUUAUCUAAAAUGGUUAUCAAUGGGUCCUAAUUCUGUAGCAAAAAAAUACAGAGGCUAUUAUGUGAAUGGUUGUACUUUUCACAUCAAGGCGCGUGAUGAAACAUGCAAAACUCAGAAUAGUGGUGUGUCUGUAACCAGUCAAGUAGACAGUUAUGCAAGUUCAAAGGACCAUAAUCCUAAAACUGGAAAUGUUACUUUUUAUGGCGUCAUACAAGAUAUCAUUGAAAUAGACUAUUGGGGCAAAUUUAGUGUUGUGCUAUUCAAAUGUGACUGGUUUCAUUCAGAAGAAGAUGAAUAUGGGCUUAUCCGCGUCAAUUUUAAUAACAAAGGCCAUAUAAAUGACCCUUUUGUCAUGGCAUGCCAAGUUCAUCAAGUUUUCUAUGUGAAGGAUCCUGUUGAAGAGGCAAACAAGAAUUGGCAUUAUGUUUUAAAGAAGCUUCCUAGUCAUAUUUAUGAUAUUGACCGUGAUAUUGGUGCUACACAUGGAGGUGACUAUUGGGUUGAAAGUAAUGACAUUGUCAGUGAUUUAAUCCCCACUAGUAAUGAUGACAUUGAUGAUGUGGGUUGGUGUAGAGAUGAUGUGCCGAGGUCCAUUGUUGACAUUCCUCCAAAUAUAUAUAUUCAUGAUGAUAAUAUAAUGGAAGGUGAUGAAGACAGUGACUUUGAUGAAACAUAUUGGGAUUGGAUGGAGUAA
This is a messenger RNA of Asparagus officinalis (garden asparagus), 2022 nucleotides long. RefSeq lists its product as uncharacterized. The transcript has 2 exons. Lineage: Eukaryota; Viridiplantae; Streptophyta; Magnoliopsida; Asparagales; Asparagaceae. The record is from RefSeq and is a predicted model, not a curated record. The coding region runs from base 1 to 2022 and encodes 673 amino acids.